Durusdinium trenchii is the source of this 884-nucleotide messenger RNA. NCBI's taxonomy places the organism in Eukaryota, Dinophyceae, Suessiales, Symbiodiniaceae. The record is from the annotation of a GenBank genome assembly.
UUGGCUCAGAGAGAUAGUAGCUUUCCAUUGGGGCGCGCUUUCAGGCAGGUAUGGCGCGCCAAUCCGGAUACGACCGCCACAUUACCAUCUUUUCGCCCGAGGGCCGCUUGCAUCAGGUCGAGUAUGCGUUCCAGGCAGUCAAGAAGAACCAGAACAUGACCUCUGUAGCUUUGCGAGGAGACGAUAGUGUUGUCGCAGUGACCCAGAAGAAGGUUCCGGAUAAGCUGAUGGACAAGGAUUUUGGCACUCACCUCUACAACAUCACUCCGAAUGUUGGCUGCCUCAUGACGGGCAUGAGUCCUGAUGCUCGAGCUCUGGUGUACAGGGCGAGAGAGAUCGCAGCCAAGUUCAAGGAUAAGAAUGCCUACGAAAUCCCUGUCCAUUACCUUGCCUUGAAGCUUGCAAACAUUGCACAGGUGUACACCCAACACGCCUACAUGCGACCCUAUGGUGUCAGUACCAUCCUGGUUUCCAUCGAUGACGAGAAGGGCCCGUCGCUCUAUCAGAUCGACCCUGCUGGUCAAUACUUUGGGUAUAAGGCUGCAGCCGCUGGCACAAAGGACCAAGAGGCUCAGAACGCGCUUGAGAAGAUUGUGAAGAAGAAGAUUCAAUUCACAGAAGCUGAGACCAUUCAGCAGGCGAUUGGAUGCCUUCAAGCCGUCAUGGGUAUGGACUUUAAGGCUUCGGACAUCGAAGUGGGCGUCGUGUCAAAGUCCAGGAAGGGAUUCUUCCGGUUAACGGAGGCGGAGAUUGAUGCUCACCUGACAGCCAUUGUGGAGAAGGACGCGUGAAGCGACUUCCCAAGAUUCUGCUUGCCUCAGGAUGAAAUCCUGAGGCAAGCGUUUCUGUGACAGAGGCGAGACUGAAUUCGAACCAAAAGCACC